GUAGCGGUAACCCCACCCUUACUCACUCUGGAGUCAAAAAUGAACUGGGGGUCCUUUUAUGCCGUGAUCAGCGGCGUAAACAGGCACUCAACAGGUAUUGGACGUAUAUGGCUCUCCGUCAUCUUCAUUUUCCGAAUUCUGGUCUUGGUGGUUGCGGCAGAGAGCGUUUGGGGAGACGAGAAGUCCGGAUUUACCUGCAACACCCAACAGCCAGGCUGCAACAGUGUCUGCUAUGAUCAGUUCUUUCCCAUCUCACACAUCCGCCUUUGGGCACUUCAGCUAAUCCUGGUCUCCACCCCAGCGCUUCUUGUGGGUAUGCAUGUGGCCCAUCGCCGCCACAUUGAAAAGAAGAUCCUAAAGCGGGCGGGACGUAACAGUCCUAAGGAGCUGGAUCACAUCAAGAGCCAAAGAUUUCACAUCACGGGAGCUCUGUGGUGGACUUAUAUGAUCAGCAUCUUCUUCCGAAUCCUUUUUGAAGUCGUUUUUCUCUACAUUUUUUACAUGAUCUACCCAGGCUUUAGGAUGGUACGCUUGGUCAAGUGUGACUCUUACCCAUGUCCCAACACAGUGGACUGUUUUGUGUCCAGGCCAACAGAGAAGACCAUAUUUACUGUCUUCAUGCUGGCCGUGUCUGGAGUUUGCGUGUUGCUCAACAUGGCUGAGAUGGUCUACCUCAUAGGCAGGGCUUGCAAACGAUGUUUUCAUCGCUCUGAGGAAGAGUCCAAAGUUGACUGGAUGAGUCAAAAAUUGUCUUCCUACAAAGUGAGAUCAAUCAGCUGA
Molecule: messenger RNA, 780 nt
Organism: Nerophis lumbriciformis (worm pipefish)
Lineage: Eukaryota; Metazoa; Chordata; Actinopteri; Syngnathiformes; Syngnathidae
Source: RefSeq, a predicted model, not a curated record